AUGGCCGCGUCCGCCGUGUCCGUCUGCUCCAGCGACCUGAGCUACGGCAGCCGGGUCUGCCUGCCCGGUUCCUGCGAUUCCUGCCCCGACUCCUGGCAGGGGGACGACUGCCCAGAGAGCUGCUGCGAGCCCCCCUGCUGCGCCCCCAGCUGCUGCGCCCCGGCCCCCUGCCUCACCCUGGUCUGCAGCCCAGUGAGCUGUGUGUCCAGCCCCUGCCAGUCAGUCUGCAUCAGCACCUGCACGCCCUCGUGCUGCCAGCAGUCUAGCUGCCAGCCGGCUUGCUGCACCCCCUGCCCCUGCCAGCAGGCCUGCUGUGUGCCCGUGUGCUGCAAGCCCGUGUGCUGUGUGCCCGUGUGCUCUGAGGCCUCCUCUUCAUGCUGCCAGCAGUCUAGCUGCCAGCCGGCUUGCUGCACCCCCUCCACCUGCCAGCAGGUCUGCUGUGUGCCCGUGUGCUGCAAGCCUGUGUGCUGUGUGCCUGUGUGCUGCAAGCCUGUGUGCUGUGAGCCUGUCUGCUCUGGCACUUCCUCUUCAUGCUGCCAGCAGUCUAGCUGCCAGCCAGCUUGCUGCAUCCCCAACCCAUGCCAGCAGUCCUGCUGUGUGCCCGUCUGUUGCAAGUCUGUGUGCUGUGAGCCUGUCUGCUCUGGGACUUCUUCAUGCUGCCAGCAGUCUAGCUGCCAGCUGGCUUGCUGCACCUCCUCCCCAUGCCAGCCAUCCUGCUGCAGACCUUCCUCCUGUGUGUCCCUCCUUUGCCGCCCCGUGUGCAGCCGCCCGGCCUGCUGUGGCCUCUCCUUGGGCCAGAGGUCCAGCUGCUGA
This is a messenger RNA of Propithecus coquereli (Coquerel's sifaka), 813 nucleotides long. RefSeq names its product keratin-associated protein 10-2. The record is from RefSeq and is a predicted model, not a curated record. The transcript has 2 exons. Gene Ontology annotation, cellular component: keratin filament. Bases 1 to 813 code for a protein of 270 amino acids. Lineage: Eukaryota; Metazoa; Chordata; Mammalia; Primates; Indriidae.